CUGGGCAAAAAAGAAAGGCAAGUGAAGGGCUGUCUUUGGAUCCUCCUGCCCAGCGCAAGCAAUGUCUUGAACAAUUUCCUACAACGGCACCGUCAUCCUUGGCAGUGCUAGCCAACAUAAAGGAAUUUCUGCCUGAGAAGCUUCGUACCACACCACCAACUUUCUACUCCAACCGCCCAACACAAGACUAUGCUUCUUUUCCUGCUGCGCUCCUACAUCCUGUAUUUGGUCAAUUUCAGCAUGACCGUGAACACUAUGAACCAAAACAAGAAGACAACAUGCUCUUACAGGAAUUGUCUAUGAAGAUGGUGCGCUUUUAUGAUUAUGAGCGAGAGCGUUCAAGAGUAUUCCGUGAGAUUUUGGAAAAGUAUGGCAUCCAACUGAUGGCUGCAGAGGUUGAUAACAGUUCAUCUUGCACAGAUGGUCACAUGCAAGAGAAGGGAAAUGUUUGUGUUAUCUCUGAGGCUAAGAAUGAACUCGGUCUAGGUACCAAGGAUCCAUAUUUCCAAGGUGCAUUCUACUAUGUGGAACUCAUACGCAGGCAUGCAUAUGAGCGGAUAAAUUCUGUUCUACCAUGCAUACUCAUAUACUAUGCUGGUCCAAAUUUCGGUUUUGCAGCUUUAGCGAUGACAGAUGCCAAAAUUCACGUAGCACCUCUCACCCCUCUUAUCCCUUUAUACACUGAGCCACAUGACUAUUUUAUGCAGAAGAUGGCAGCACGAGCCUUUGGUGCACUCAGACGUGCUGUUAUACAGCUAAAGAAAUACUAUAAUGAAGGUAAUGCCCAGAUUCAAAAUCCACUGCCUGUCAGCCCAGAAAGUCUGGAAUUCCCCUAUAUUCGUGAAUUCAUUCCAAUUCAGGGAG
Paraglomus occultum is the source of this 864-nucleotide messenger RNA. The record is from the annotation of a GenBank genome assembly. Lineage: Eukaryota; Fungi; Glomeromycota; Glomeromycetes; Paraglomerales; Paraglomeraceae.